Molecule: messenger RNA, 3076 nt
Organism: Cuscuta europaea
Lineage: Eukaryota; Viridiplantae; Streptophyta; Magnoliopsida; Solanales; Convolvulaceae
Source: the annotation of a GenBank genome assembly
UAAUUAUAAAAGCCAUUUAAAAAAAUAUUGACCCGGUCCCGGCCCGGUCCGGUCCAGUCCCGUUACAAACCUGGGCCGGUACCGAGCAUGCAGCUCGAGACCCUAGUCCUGCCCAGUCCCGUCUCGGGACCCGGUCAAUCCUUACCCGUGAGGGUGAACGAUGUGCCAAUGGCUAGAAGCCUAGGGUUUGGAAGACACGGGGCGUAGCUAGGGUUCUGGCGUGUGAGGGCGAGGGAUGGGGUAUGUGAGGCUAGGAUGGGGCUGCUAGGCUUCGGAGUACAUGCAGUGAUGCAAGGGAGGGGAGAGGGGGCGAGUGCAGGGGGUUUUGGGCAGGCAAAGAGGACACAAUUCGGGGCUGGGGAGAGGAUAGUAGGCGAUGAACUCAGAGACAUCAUUGGCAGUGUGAUGGCAGUAUUGGUAGGGUGGCGGAUGUGAGAUUUGGGUGAAAUUUGUGUUUUUACUGUGAUCGACCUAGGUCGUAAACAAAUGGUCACUGGCUGCGCAUGAAGGUUGAUGGAGUAUAUGGCCCAGGAACCCCCGGCCCAUAGACUCCUACUAUUCUAAGGGAGGCCCAAUAGGUCCAGGAAGCACAACAGACCCAAAUCACAGCGCCCCAAGUACUGAGCAACCCACGUGGCACACUGGGGAUGCCUUCGGCCCCCUGGCCGAAGGCUCCAAAUUCUCACAGGAUGACCAACUCAAGCAAACAAAGUUACUGGGAGAAAACGGCGAAAAUCAGUAGCCCUCAGCACUAAGGAGGUUCCCGGUACUCAGAGCCCUCAGCUAAUCAUCUGCAACCGAGGACACCUUUCUCGACAUAAGAUCCUCUCCACAUGCGCCUGAAUCACCGUACCAAGUACGACGUCACGUCCAACAACCGCAUUUAAUGCGGCCACAUGCGAAUGCCAGUGCCACCCCGUUGAGGUGACCCCUCGACCACCAGAAUGAUGACACGUGUCUCUAUAUGGCAUUUAUUACUACUAUAAAUAGCGCCCCCUUUCCCCAUUUGUAGGCCAAGCAAAAAUCGCUCAUUACAUUCUCAGCAAUACAUUCUCUCUCUUAUUUUUGCUCUGACUUCUCUCUAGUUACUCCCCGCAGUAACCCUUCGGAUACAUACCCCCGGGUAGACUAUCCAUCAAAGAUCAUAAUGGAUAGUAGUUUCUGGUCGGGGCAGCGACAAUGACUACACAGGGUAUCGAAGAUGGUUGAAACUAGGUCACUGGACUGUUGUUCUUGUAACUGCUCGGUGGUGGUCGUUGGUCACUAUGGCUUGCGAUGCUAAUUGAGCCACUGGUCACUGACUCCAUUUAGACAAUUGAUCCUUAUAGCAGCGGACGGGAGGCUCUUUCGCCUAGGGUUACGGCUGCGGCUACUAGCGUUGCUCGCAGGUUUUCUUGGACGAUAUCACAAUCGGCAAUCUGGUCUUCAGCAAUUGGGGUGAAGGCAGCGAUUUACAAGCGAAAGAUAGCAUACACGGAGGCUACAAUACACACCGGCUCGGCUACCGGCAUAGUGAGAGGGCUGAACUUGUUUUGACAAAACGAAAAUGGAGAACAGACACAAUAAUGAAGAUGUUGAAACGUUAGCACAGGUGUGCAGACUGUUGGAGAUGGAAGAGGAAGAUGAGUUCCUAAUUGUAGAGCCUAUGACACAAAACUCUUCUAAGCACAAUCUGACCCUGGUUGGAACAAUUACAUCAGAAAAGUCAGUACGUUUCACUCAAUUUAGAGAUAUUAUGGCGUCUGUGUGGAAACCUGAAAAGGGUGUUACUAUAACUGAAAUCGGUCCUAGGAGAUAUGUGUUUCAAUUCUAUAAUGAAGAGGAUAUGAAUAGGGUAGCAGAUGAGGGACCAUGGCUUUUCGACCAGAACUUAAUUGUUAUGAGUAGACUUAAAGAAGGUGAUAUCCCUCUAUGUCUAUUCCGCUGAACAAAGCAGAGUUCUGGAUUCAAGUUCAUGACAUUCCAGGGGCUAUUUCACCAUAGACAAUGCAUAACACAUUGAGAAUUUUUUGGGGACUUUUAUAAGAGUGGAUGAAAACAAUUUCUCUGAGAGGUGGGAAUCUUUUAUGAGGAUUCGAGUCCGAAUCGAUCUGGGGAAACCCCUGAAAAGGAAACUAUUUCUCCAAAAAGAGGAAGGGGUCAAUUUCUGUGUCAGGUUUUGCUACGAGAAACUGCCUAGUUUCUGUUUUUUGUGUGGAAUAAUAGUUCAUGCUGAGAGCCAUUGUCCCCGUAAGAAAAGGGGUCAUGAGCUAACCAGAGAAAGGCCUUUCAGCCCUUGGCUUAGGGCAGCAAAAGGGGCAAAGCAAUGGAAGGAGAAUAAAUGGCUCGUCCUAGCAUGUAAAGGAAUCAACUCGGGCAGCCAGUCUAAACACGGAAAUAGUGAAGAGGGCAAGCGAACAUGCAUCUUGGAAGGCGGGUCCUCGCAAAAGAGAGAGGGAAACUCGAGCAAAAGUGCUGACGUGUGGAGGAUUCAGAAGACUACCAGACGGGGGAGGAGAUGGAGAUUGUGCAUGCCAGGGAAAAACGGGGAGGAGGCAAGCUACAAGUUUGUAGCUCGCCAGACACAGAUCUGACAGCUCCCCUACCACUGCAGGUGGAAAUAAAUAAGGCAGGAGUCCAUGAAGCAUUUUAUUAUUUUUACGCUCUUUUCUUUUCGGUUGAUCAUGUUGCUUUUGUUUUCAGUUUGAACUUUAGAGGUAGGUUGUCAUUUUGCUUUUUAUUUUUUGCUCAAAAGUGGUGGGUGGAAGCGAUAAGGCGUGUUUGGCCGUUAAAAGCUUCGAAGCUCUCACAUGGUUAGCGACAGCGGCGUCUUUAGAACUCCGGAGGCCCCAGGCGAAAAACACUUAAUAUUGACAUAUUAUAUUAAUGUGAUUUUUACAACACAAAAGAAAACAAAAAAGAUAAAUUGAAUAAAAAUACACAAUAAAAGAAAAAAUGCAUAUUCAAAGAGUAGUGAACAUCAAAAUAAUAAAAAUUUUAAAUGUAAACAUACACGAAAUGGACCAAAACUUUCACUUCCUCCGCCCCAAGUAAACAUUAUCAUUUGUCUCUUUUGGACGUUUCAUUUAAAAAGUUG